Molecule: messenger RNA, 3381 nt
Organism: Hypomesus transpacificus
Lineage: Eukaryota; Metazoa; Chordata; Actinopteri; Osmeriformes; Osmeridae
Gene: trim46a
Product: tripartite motif containing 46a
Exons: 12
Coding region: 195-2561 (788 amino acids)
Molecular function (GO): protein binding; zinc ion binding
Source: RefSeq, a predicted model, not a curated record
UGGAGAUGCGCAACAUUGAAAUUCGGUCAACUCAAUUUGCCUUUCAAACCUGGUCUACAAUGGACCAGUCAGUUAUAUAGUCUACAUUUCCCCCCCGUCUUUUUCCCAUCCUAAUCCUUUACACCCAGGUGUUUCUUUCAAACCUUCAUCCUCGACGAGGUAUUGUCUGUAAACUGUAGAUCAACAUCAGCAGAAUGGCAGAAGCGGAAUUGCAAACCUUCACGUCGAUUAUGGACGCGCUGGUCCGCAUCAGUUCUAACAUGAAGAGUAUGGAGAAGGAGCUGUGCUGCCCGGUGUGUGAUGAGAUGGUGAAGCAGCCCAUCAUCCUGCCCUGCCAGCACAGUGUGUGUCUGCUGUGUGCUGCGGAGGUGCUGGUCCAGAGAGGCUACCCUCCCCCUGACCUGCCCCCAGAGCCCAACUCCCCGGCCUCCACCCCAAACACCCGCUCCCCCCGCCAGACCCGCCGACCCGCGCCCAGGACCCCCGACCGCCUGGAGCGCGUCCUCCGAGCAGGUGGGCCCCCCCCCCCCCACGGCCCUCCCCCUGCCCCAGGGUGUGGGACCUACCCUGGGCGACGCCGUAAGGACCCAGCCUCCCCCCCCAUGCUGUUCCCCUGUCCGUCCUGCUGCAGAGAUGUGGAGCUGGGGGAGCGAGGACUGACGGACUGCCUCCGCAACCUCACCCUGGAACGCAUCGUGGAAAGGUACAGACACACGGUGAGUCUGGGCAGUGUGGCCAUCCUGUGCGGCUUCUGCAAACCUCCCCAGGCUCUGGAAGCCACCAAGGGCUGUGCCGACUGCAGGUCCAACUUCUGCAACGAGUGUUUCAAGCUCUACCACCCCUGGGGAACGCCCCGGGCCCAGCACGAGCACAUCCUGCCCACCAACAACUUCAGGCCCAAGGUCCUCACCUGCCCUGACCAUGAGCAGGAGCGCUUGCUGUGGUACUGUCGCUCCUGCCAGAAGCUGCUGUGCCAACUCUGCAAGCUCCGCCGUUCCCACCACGGCCACAAGAUGGCGCCCAUAGCACAGGCGUCCCAGGCGCUCAAGGACAAAAUCAUCAAGGAGCUCAACUACAUUCUGACCAAUCAGGAGACGGUCCAGUCUCAGAUCAGCCAGCUGGAGAGUGCCAUCACACAAAUGGAGCUCAACAGUGCUGUAGUGCGAGAGCAGCUGUCCCAGUCUCUGAGGGAGUUGGGCUGUGCUGUGUCUGAGCGGCAGGGGGCCCUGGCCAUGGCCCUGGAGGCGUCCAGGCUGAGGAAGGCCGAGGUCCUGGCCGCCCAGGUGAUGGAGAAGAGGGGCCUGCUGGAGCACGCUGGCCUCAUGGCCUACACUCAGGAGCUCCUCAAGGAGACCGACCAGCCCUGCUUCGUCCAGGCCGCUCGCGUCACCCACCACAGGCUGGGGAAGGCUAUAGAGCACUUGCAGUCGUUCUCUCUCUCUGCCGACCCCUCCUUCAGACACUUCCAUCUGGACGCCACCAAAGAGCUGCAGCUCAUCAGCGGCCUGGCGUACAUACAGGCCCCAUUGGCUCCUGUGAUUGACACUCAGAAAACUCUGGCCUAUGACCAGCUCUACCUCUGCUGGCGCCUCCCCCAGGACUCCGCCCCUGCCUGGCACUUCUCUGUGGAGUUCCAGAGGCAAAUGGGAUUGGCCGGGGCGGCCUGGGGGUCGGGGGUCAGGCCGUCGAACACACCAAUGCCGUGGCAGCGUCUGGAUGAGGUGGGCGGGACCAGUGCUGUGAUUGACAGGCUGGAGAUGGACUGUGUGUAUGUGCUGCGGGUGAGAGGCUGCAACAAGGCGGGCUUUGGAGACUACAGUGAGGAGGUUUACCUCCACACACCACCUGCACCAGUGUUGAGUUUUGCUCUGGACUCUCGCUGGGGCCUGCAUGCUGACAGGUUGGCGCUGGGUAAAGGACAGACGUACGCUCGCAGUGUUCCUGGGCUGUCACUCUUACAGGCGGCUGACCGCGCCCUCACUUCCUGUCACCUGACCUCUGACCUGCUUGUGGCCGACAGGGCGGUCUCCCAGGGUAGACACUACUGGGCAUGCUCAGUGGAGCCAGGCUCCUACCUGGUGAAGGUGGGGGUGGGUCAGGAAGCUAAGCUGCAGGAAUGGUUCCAUCUCCCUCAGGAUAUGGCCAGCCCCAGGUACGACCCAGACAGCGGUCAUGACAGUGGGGCGGAGGAUGCCCAGGAUUCCUCCCCCCCCUUCUGCUUCAUCACCAUGGGGAUGGGGAAAAUCCUCCUGCCCCAUGGACUGGCCAACUCCCACCACAAUAACCACGGCAACCCUUCCAGCCCCCCCACCACCCCGCUGCCCCCCAGACUAGGAGUGUGUCUGGACUUUGAGAAAGGGCGGGUCACAUUCUACGACGCCCACUCCCUGCGCGUCCUGUGGGAGGGGCAUGUCGACUGCUCCGCCCCCGUGUGCCCGGCCUUCUGUUUCAUUGGUGGAGGAGCUUUGCAACUCCAGGAUCUCGUGGCCAAUCGUAGCAUAGAGGAGCCAGCACCCAGAAGGGUCACCAUCCAAUCACGUGCGACCAGUCUCGGGAACUGAAAAGACAGUCCAUGGUUAAAGGUAUAGUCCACCCAAAUAUCCAGGGGUUCUGAUGUUUGCAGACCUCAGAACUGGUCCACCGUCUGCAUGCAUCACUCCCAUGACAACCAGACACUCCAGAGAACCAGACAUGUGAAGUGUGUGUGACUGUGACGGUGGGCUGACAGUCGUUGACACCGUAGCGUUCUGGCACUGCUGUUGUGCUGAUAACGUUUCAGAAGUGGGAUAACCCCACCCAUAACCCCCCCACCUCCUCCUCUACACCUUUACACAGCCAGAGAGGUUGACCUAAUACAUUUGGAGGUGAAAUGAGACUGAAUGUGACAGAUUUUGGCCAAUGCCAUAGCUGCAUCUUCAGGUGUGUGAGUACCUCAUUGGUUGAUGUCAUGGUCAUAGGAAUGGUACUGAAAGGUGAAAUAUUGUCCGCUCUCCCAAUGUCUCAUGUAAACCUUAACUGAGUUUUAUGUUUGCUAUGUGCUUGUAAAUACAAUCCGGAUUUUACGUUAAUUUCAGGUUCAACUCAAAAGAUUGUCUAUAUUGUAAAAACACUGAAAGCAAUGGCUUGGACUGUAUUUUUGAUAUAGAUAGUUUCUGAUUGAAUGUUUGCAUGUGUGUGCGUGUGUGUGUGUGCGUGUGUGUGAGCUUGCGUGUGUGUGUUUGUGCGUGUGUGAGGCCAGGUGGGUUACAUCAUGCUUCACAGAGUUCUGGUUGUGAUGAUGUGGUUGUGAUGAUCAUGCUAUCUGCUCUGUCAGUCCUGAAUGAUCUUCAUCCCUCCUUCGACUCUGGAGCAUCUCCCUAGCCUGUUUUAGACUGCCGCGCU